Messenger RNA from Nannochloropsis gaditana CCMP526, 900 nucleotides. RefSeq names its product heat shock protein atpase subunit. The annotation marks the transcript as partial. The record is from RefSeq and is a predicted model, not a curated record. Gene Ontology annotation, molecular function: ATP hydrolysis activity; ATP binding. The transcript has 3 exons.
AAUAGGAUCACCAUGCUCCCACGGGUUUUCCAGCGCACCCGUGUUUCCUUUACGUCCGCAAUUCCGACGCCUCCUCGCAGAGUCGUCGGCUCAUGCCCCCUAGCGGCGUCUUCUCAAAGCGUCAAUCGCGAGGAGGUUAAUACCACAACCAGGAAACCCUACGCCACGUCCGUCUCGAAAGAAGCGACAAGGCAUGCACACGCUCCCGUCGACGACACAGCAACGUCGACAACCUCGGCUGGUGCAGCCGGCGUGUCAGGUGUCUGCGAUGACCCCGGCAAAAGCAAUUCACAGCUAAGUUCCGAUUCGUUCCCGGAGGAUAUAGUGGCACAUUUGGAUAAGUAUGUCAUCGGGCAAGAGGAGGCCAAAAAAGCCACGGCCAUCGCUAUGCGCAUGCGUUGGCGUCGAAACCAGCUCCCGGAAGAUUUGCGGGCGGAAGUGACGCCCUCAAAUAUUUUAAUGAAAGGACCCACCGGGACGGGCAAGACCGAGAUUGCCAGGCGUCUGAGUGCACUGGCCGAAGCCCCAUUCAUUAAAGUGGAAGCCACGCGAUACACGGAAGUGGGUUUCGUGGGCGCCAACACCAGCGACAUGAUCAAGGGACUCCUGGACAACGCCGUGCGCCUAGAGCGGGAGCUGGAGAAGAAGAAUGUGGCGGCGGAGGCCCACGCCAAGGCCGAGACUAAGGUCCUCGACCUCCUCAAGCUAGGAAAUCCCAAGGGUUUGAGUUCCGAGCAACAACAAGACUUAAGGAGCCGUUUGCGUGGAGGCGAGUUCGACCAUUACACCGUCCGCGUCCCCCCCCGAGAACCCCGGUCGCCCUCCUCCCCUUCCUCUCUCCACCCCCUCUCCGACUUGUUGGACGGCUUGGACCUGGGGAACAUCAAUAUGGGCCAAGGA